CGAAUGCAAAUGUGAUGCCAUCGUUGCAGGACAGGUUUGACGAGCGCCAGCCGAACACUCUGCAGUGUGUUCAGCAGCAGCAAGGUGUGUGCGUCUCUCACUGCCGUCAUGACUGAAUCCUUUGAAAAAGCCGUAGAGGACGUGAAGGUACUGAAACAGAAGCCAGACAGUGGAGAAUUGUCUGAACUAUAUGGUUUAUAUAAGCAAGCCACAGUUGGUGAUGUUAACAUAGUUCGUCCUGGGUUCUUUGACCUCACGGGACGAGCAAAAUGGGAUGCAUGGCAGGCAAAGAAAGGUCUGUCCAAAGAUGAAGCAAUGGUCGCCUAUGUUAAUUUGGUCGAGAAGCUGAAAGAAAAAUAUGGAAUAUAAGGUUUCUCUUGGUCAACAUUUUGGGAAAUACGCAUUUGCUUUUUUUUUCCAAAAGCAUCUUUAGAUGUCUGUAUGCCAUCCUGUCCAAACAGUCUGCCUGCUUUUGGACACAGCUAGGCUAGCUGUUGCCCCCUGGCUCCACUUUACACGCAAAGCUAAGCUAAUCGCCUGCUAGUUAGUUCACAGACAUGAGAGUGGUACCAAUCUUCUCGUCUAACUCUUGGAAAGAAAGCGAAUACGUGUGUUUUUGAAAUUGUCGGCCUGUCCCUUUCAAGUGAAAAUACAAUAUACAUUUUCAUUGAGAAAGUUUAAAUACAUAGCCAGUUCUGUACACAGGUACUAUAAAAAAUAAAGACUUGCUCUUUGAACCUCA
Molecule: messenger RNA, 742 nt
Organism: Chelmon rostratus (copperband butterflyfish)
Lineage: Eukaryota; Metazoa; Chordata; Actinopteri; Chaetodontiformes; Chaetodontidae
Product: acyl-CoA-binding protein homolog
Exons: 4
Coding region: 109-369 (86 amino acids)
Biological process (GO): fatty acid metabolic process
Molecular function (GO): fatty-acyl-CoA binding
Source: RefSeq, a predicted model, not a curated record